This is a messenger RNA of Nicotiana tabacum (common tobacco), 2348 nucleotides long. RefSeq lists its product as uncharacterized. NCBI's taxonomy places the organism in Eukaryota, Viridiplantae, Streptophyta, Magnoliopsida, Solanales, Solanaceae. The record is from RefSeq and is a predicted model, not a curated record.
UAAUUCCCAAAGAAAGUACCUUGAAACUUCAGUUUUAAUAUCUGGACCAAAUAUUUGAUAUCACGACUUGGUGAAAUGAAGAAAUCUUCUAUGACAGCGUUUGUAUUUUUUUUCUGUGGGGGGUGAAUUAUUUGAAGUCAACGAAAUAUAGUUUCUUUCAUUUUCCACUUCACAGUGAUCAUCAUCUUCUUCUUCUUCAUUGAUCUUUAGCUCUAAUGUCGUCUUCUUCUACAGAGAAUCGUAUCCUUUGGACAGAGAUCCAAGAAUCAAUAAGGAACAUAUUGAAAGCUAACUGUGGCCAUUUUCAUGCUCUUUCAAUCCUCUUCCUCUUGCCUAUCUUUUUCUCUCUCGUCGUUUAUCCUUCUUUCCACCUCGCUCUCUUUCAUCCUGAUUAUCAUUUCACCACUUUCACUCAAUUUCCUCAGUCCCAUCUUUUCCUUUCAAAAUUCGAAAUUAUUGUACCCAUAGUAUAUACUCUGUUUCUGGUCCUCCUUUUCCUCUGUGCUGUAGCCACAAUUACAUACAGCGCGCUUCAUGUAUCCUAUGGUAGACCUAUCAACCUCGUUUCCUCGAUUAAAUCUAUCAGAAAUUCCUUCUUCCCCCUUCUCUCCACCUUUAUCGUUUCGCAUACCAUUUUCAUUUCAAUCGCUCUCGUUUUCUCCCUAAUCUUUGUUUUUUUAGUCCAGGUUCUUCAAACUCUUGGAUUAAUUGAAUUUAAAUACGACUCGAAUCACUUUUUGUUUAUGGUUAUUCCUGUGUUGAUUAUGCUCGUGCCAGUUUUGAUAUGGUUGCAGGUUAAUUGGUCAUUAGCUUACGUGAUAGCAAUAGUUGAAUCCAAAUGGGGUUUCGAAACACUAAGGAGAAAUUCCUAUUUGGUAAAGGGGAAGAGAUCGGUAGCUUUGUCGAUGAUGCUCUUAUACGGGCUUUUGAUGGGAAUAAUGGUGGUUUUAGGUGCCAUGUAUUUAGUCAUUAUGGAUGCAGGGAAGGGUCAUCAAUGGAGAAGUUCAGGGGUAAUAUUACAGACUGCUCUGAAUUCAGUAACUGGCUAUCUGAUGAUGAGUCAAUUUCUUGUGGGGAAUGUUGUUUUGUAUCUGCGUUGCAACGACUUGAAUGGUGAAAAAUUGCCCUUGGAAAUCGAGCAUCUUCUUCUUCAUCAAUCUUUAGCUAAUGAUCAUCCACCUCCAAUGUCGUCUACUUCUACGAAAAAUCUUAGCCUAUGGACAGAGGUCGUAGAAUCAGCAAUGAGCAUAUUCAAAGCUAAUUCUGCCCAUUUCCAUGCCCUUUCAAUCCUCUUCCUCUUGCCUAUCUCUUUCUUUCUUGUCGUGUAUCCUUCUUUUCACCUUGCUAACUUUCAUCCGGACUAUGAUUUCAUCAGUUUCGUUCAACCCCAUCUUUUCCUUUCAAAUUUCGAAAUUAUUGUACCAACAUCGUACUCUCUGUUUUUGGUCCUCCUUUUCCUAUGCGCCGUAGCCACAACUACAUAUAGCACAGUUAAUGCAUCCUAUGGUAGACCUAUAAACCUCGUCUCUUCGAUUAAAUCUAUCAGAAAGUCCUUCUUUCCCCUUCUCUCCACCUUAGUCGUUUCGCAUACCAUUUUCAUUUCAAUCACUCUUGUUUUCACCCUAGUUUUGACUAUUUUAGUUCAAAUUCUUCAAGCUCUAGGACUAAUUGAAAUUAAAUACGAUUCGGAUCACUUAAUGUUUUUGGCUAUUCCUGCUUUGGUAGUGCUCGUGCCAGUUCUGCUAUGGCUACAUGUUAACUGGUCAUUAGCUUAUGUGAUAGCAGUAAUUGAAUCGAAAUGGGGUUAUGAAACAUUGAGGAGAAGUUCCUAUUUGGUGAAGGGGCAAAGAUGGGUAGCUUUUGGGAUAUAUUUAUAUUACGGGCUUUCAAUGGGAAUAAUGAUGGUUUGUGGUUCAUUGUUUUUUGUCAUUAUGGGUGUAGCAAAGGGUAAUAAGUGGAGGAGGUUGGACGUGAUACUGCAGACUGCUCUGGUUUCAGUGAUGGGAUAUCUGAUGAUGAAUCAAUAUCUUGUGGCGAACUUGGUUUUGUAUAUGAAAUGCAAGGACUUGAAAGGUGAAAAAUUGCAGUCGGAAACUGAAGGCGAGUUUGCUGGCGAGUACCUUUCCCUGCCCUUGGAUGAGAAGAAUCAAGCUAUUGAAUAAUUUGUAAACAGUUGAUUAAUGCUUGUAUGAAUAUAAUAUUUGGUUGUCUUUGUAGAAAGUUAAACGUGUCUGCUACAUGGUUCUGCUCGUCUUUCCUGUUGUUGAAUAUUGAAUAAAAACGUUCAGUAGUUGUAUUGUUAUAUACUACAGUAACAAAUAAUUAUGGAGUAUAUGUUAUAUAUGUAU